AUGGUCGUGGAGUUCGACCAAGAAGAAGAUGCAGACUAUGCAAUUAAGAAUAGCAUUGUGUUUAGAGCACAGAUUUUUAACUGCGAAUGUCAAAAGUAUGAACACAUAGAGACUCAUUGCAAAGCCCAGGAAACAUGCGGGUAUUGUGUGGGACUGCAUAGCACUAAGGCGUGUCUAGAGAGAGACAAACCUGGCUCGCAGCCAAUAUGUCCAAACUACUCUAAGAAUCACCUAUCAUGGAGCAUUCAAUGCGAAGACCGGAAAGAGGAACUAGCUAGAAUCGAGGAAAGAAGGAUGAAUAUGCCAUAUACAUAUAAGGAGGCCGCACUUCGACGAGGGAAUUUCACAGGAAAACCCAAACAAUCCAGGGAGACACACCGCGGAGCAAAGGAGAAUAGCCAAGCUACAGGAGUAGCAGCUACUCUUAAUGCUCCAGGAAACCAGAAGAGAGGACGAUCACCUAGGAAGAUUACAAGGAUAGAUGGAAACCAGGGAACAGACCUCUCGAUGAUUAGAAAGAUACUGACAGUCCUACAAUAUAAUGUCAACAAAUCGCGUGAAAGGGUAAUGGCUCCAUUACUGGCCGAUGAGAAUUUCCAGACCACUAUAUAUCACCUGGUUAAAGACCGCUUUGAUCUAGUCUACAAUGAACAACCGAAUACACAAGUCUGCUUCUUCAUCAACAGUCAGUUAAGAGAAGCAUGGACACACACCUAUCAUACGCCAGACCUAGAUACACUACAUCUACAAUUCAAAAAUGGGAAAGAGGCCAGGACAGUUCAUAUCCACAACAUAUACAAUCCAGUUGAAAGUCAAAAUGAGAACCAACCGAGCACGCUACCGGAUCUCUGA
Molecule: messenger RNA, 852 nt
Organism: Talaromyces stipitatus ATCC 10500
Lineage: Eukaryota; Fungi; Ascomycota; Eurotiomycetes; Eurotiales; Trichocomaceae
Exons: 4
Coding region: 1-852 (283 amino acids)
Source: RefSeq, a predicted model, not a curated record